Aspergillus luchuensis is the source of this 1026-nucleotide messenger RNA. Its product is annotated as serine/threonine-protein phosphatase. Gene Ontology annotation, molecular function: protein serine/threonine phosphatase activity. Bases 1 to 1026 code for a protein of 341 amino acids. The record is from RefSeq and is a predicted model, not a curated record. Lineage: Eukaryota; Fungi; Ascomycota; Eurotiomycetes; Eurotiales; Aspergillaceae. Gene Ontology annotation, cellular component: cytosol. Gene Ontology annotation, biological process: mitotic cell cycle; peptidyl-serine dephosphorylation. The transcript has 4 exons.
AUGGACAAUAACAUGGAGAUCGAUACGGCGCGGUCGCCCGAACCUCACCACCUCUCCCCGACCACCGACCCGGGGUCCAUACCCACCCUCGAUGGAUGGAUCGAAAGCUUGAUGACCUGCAAGCAACUAGCGGAGGAAGAUGUCCGGAGGCUUUGUGAUCGGGCAAGAGAGGUUCUGCAGGAUGAGUCGAACGUGCAGCCCGUGAAAUGCCCAGUGACUGUGUGCGGUGACAUACACGGUCAGUUCCAUGAUCUGAUGGAGCUGUUCCGCAUUGGUGGCCCCAAUCCGGAUACAAACUACCUGUUUAUGGGUGACUACGUCGACCGUGGUUACUACUCUGUAGAGACCGUCACGCUCCUUGUCUGCCUCAAAAUCCGUUACCCCCAGCGUAUCACCAUCCUGCGAGGAAACCACGAGUCGCGCCAGAUCACGCAAGUCUACGGCUUCUACGAUGAGUGCCUGCGCAAGUACGGCAACGCUAACGUGUGGAAAUACUUCACCGACCUUUUCGACUACCUCCCCCUCACCGCACUUAUCGAGAACCAGAUCUUCUGUCUGCACGGCGGUCUGAGUCCGUCGAUUGACACCCUCGACAACAUCCGCUCUCUGGAUCGGAUUCAGGAGGUCCCGCACGAGGGUCCCAUGUGCGACCUUCUGUGGAGUGACCCCGACGACCGAUGCGGCUGGGGUAUCUCUCCCCGUGGUGCUGGAUACACAUUCGGGCAGGAUAUUUCGGAGGCAUUCAAUCACAACAAUGGCUUGACUCUGGUGGCACGGGCGCACCAGCUGGUAAUGGAGGGUUACAACUGGUCCCAGGAUAGAAAUGUGGUCACGAUUUUCUCCGGUAUGCUUGCACUGCAGGAUUUGGUUCUCGUCAUGCGUGAUUUGGCGACCAUGACUAACCACGUCUCUCUAGCUCCUAACUACUGCUACCGCUGCGGUAACCAAGCCGCAAUUAUGGAAAUUGACGAGCAUCUGAAAUAUACCUUGUAUGUGGUGACCCCACCGUUGCAAUUGGGGAAGUAG